Molecule: messenger RNA, 438 nt
Organism: Clunio marinus
Lineage: Eukaryota; Metazoa; Arthropoda; Insecta; Diptera; Chironomidae
Source: the annotation of a GenBank genome assembly
AUGAAACAUCGCCAGAAGUUUAGAACAUUUAAUUUUACAAAAGAUUGUCAAAGAUUGUUGCUUCAUCUUUGGAUGCUUUUAGAAAAAUUGAAAAAGUUUCACAAGCAUACACAGAAUAAAUUUAAGUCAUGUUGGCCAAAAGAUCCCUUAUGUUCUACACAAAAUGUGAGUUAUGAUGUUUAUGGUGUUUUGGGAAUUGUUGUGAAACUAAUUAAAUCUUUUGAAAUCAAGGUGGAAAUUUGGGUUGUCGUUGGAGAAGAGAAACGACACGGAAUUGAUUCUCCAAUUGCUUAUUCCUUACUCGCUUUGCUUUCAGAAUACCUUCUAGAUAUUUAUGAAUUAUUGAUUUAUCAAAGUGCUUUCUUCUUGGAUGGUCGGUCGCUUUUGCUUGAAAAUUUACAGGAAGUUUCACCUGUGAUGCCUCUUCAAUUUACUUGA